Molecule: messenger RNA, 1074 nt
Organism: Clonostachys rhizophaga
Lineage: Eukaryota; Fungi; Ascomycota; Sordariomycetes; Hypocreales; Bionectriaceae
Source: the annotation of a GenBank genome assembly
AUGUUCAGAGGCCUAUCCUUUAAGCGGACCAAGGCUCAGGACACGCCGCCCCAGCGCUUUUCCCCGCGGUCUGAACAGCUCUCCGUCCACCAGCACUACAUUGAGCCUGGAGGGGCUCGAGAGGGGUCCCAGAAAUGGAAGCAGAUGCUCGGCGGCAAUAACAAGCAUACGAUGGAGAAGGAGGAGCUCAAUUCGCAGGGACCCAUGGUAGAGAAGUACGGCAUGUGUGAGAAGGUGGUCGGCACCGGCGCACAUGGCACCGUAUGGCUCUCUCGAAGGAAGGCGGCAAAGGGCCAGGACGGGGAGGAGCUGUACGCCAUCAAAUGUUUCCGGCAAUCGUCCGCAGAGCCCAAGGAGAAGCACAACAAUCGGUUAAAGGCCGACUUCUCCAUCGCGAGAGAGCUGAGCCAUAUCAAUGUCGUGCGUACGCAUGAGCUUAUACAGAGUCCCGCCGACAAGUUCUACAAAGUAAUGGAGUUCUGCGCAGGCGGGGACCUCUAUACACUGGUGAGCUCGGCUGGGAAGUUGGAACCGCUUGAGGCAGCUUGUUUCUUUAAGCAACUACUGAUUGGGGUCCAAUAUCUGCACGAGAUGGGCGUCGUCCACCGCGACCUCAAGCCUGAGAAUCUUCUCCUUACCACAGAUGGCACGCUCAAGAUCAGCGAUUUUGAUUGCAGUGAGUGUAUCCGUUUGGCGUGGGAAGAGGAGACUCAAACGGUAUCGGGAAUCUGUGGUUCUGAGCCAUAUAUUGCGCCCGAGGCAUUUACAGAUGAUGAGUUCGACGGCCGUGCUCUGGAUGUAUGGGCUUGCGGCGUGACCUAUAUGGCAAUGUGCACCGGUAAGUUGCUCUGGGAUGUGGCUAAGGAUGAGGAUAGCUCGUAUGCAAAAUACCUUCGCGAUCGACGCUUAGAGGAAGGGUUCCGCCCGAUUGAGUCAUUACCUCAAGCCGGUUGCGGAAACGUCCUCUAUUGCCUUCUAGAUCCGAACCCGGGCCGUCGGAUCACGAUCCCCCAGAUCUUGAAAUCUCGUUGGGCUCGGGAAAUUCAAGUCUGCUGCGACGUUGGGGAGGAUUGA